AUGCCUUCACAGAAAUUAAAGCCCAGUUUCCGCAAGGUUCAAAGCUUCAAGACCGAUUAUGCACCCUGCACAAUCACUCAAUAUGUCUCCGAACGGAGUGGCAUGCAGGUUGUUGUAGCUGAUCGCAAGGGACCAAAGAUCAAUGGCUACUUCACCCUCGCCACUGAAAUUUUCGACGAUUCCGGCGCCCCCCAUACCCUUGAGCAUCUAAUUUUCAUGGGCUCCAAGAAUUAUCAGUGGAAGGGUCUUCUGGACAAGCUAUCUUCGCGAGCAUACUCUAGCACGAAUGCCUGGACUGCCACCGAUCACACAGCCUACACCCUUGAGACGGCUGGCUGGGACGGCUUUGCUCAGAUCCUCCCCGUCUACUUGGAGCAUGUCAUUCUACCUACUAUUACCGAUGAUGGUAUUGUCACCGAGGUUUGGCAUAUCGAUGGAGAGGGAAAUGAUGCAGGUGUUGUAUACUCGGAAAUGCAGGCGGUUGAGAAUCGCAGCGCCGAAGUCAUGGAUCUGAAAGCCCGCCGGCUUUUAUAUCCAGAAAAUGUCGGUUUUCGGUACGAAACAGGCGGCAUGACAGAAGCUCUGCGAGUCCUCACGCCUGAGCGCAUUCGUCAAUUCCACCGGGACAUGUACCAGCCGCGCAACUUGUGUGUUGUUAUUGUUGGCGAAGCGGAUCACGAGAAUCUUCUGGAAAUCCUGGAUACAUUUGAAGAAAGCAUCAAGGAUGAUAUUCCUGCUCUUGAUACACCAUUCAAGAGGCCUUGGACGGACUCAGCUCAGCCGCCUGUCCUCAAAGAGAGCAUUGUCACGACGGCAGAGUUCCCAGAGGAGGACGAGUCCGUUGGUGAAAUUCUCAUUGGCUUUUUCGGCCCUCAUUGUACCGAUGUUCUUGCCACGUCGGCUCUCAACAUUCUUCUUACGUAUCUUUGUGGCUCAUCUGUCUCUGUAUUGGAAAAUACGCUUGUUGAACGGGAGGAACUUGCAAGCUCUGUAUCGUACUGGUGGGAAUCAAGACCGAACUCACUCAUCUGGCUACAGCCUACUGGUGUGGCAACGGAAAAGCUGGCCUUUGUGGAGAAUCGUCUAUUCGAGGUCUUGAAGGACGUCGUGUCAAAGCCCUUGGAUAUGGAAUACAUGAGAGAGUGCCUCCGAAGAGAGAAGCGACAGGUCAAGUAUCAUGCUGAGACAUCAGAGUCCUUCUACUCUACAAACAUUAUAACCGACUACCUCUUUGGAAAGCGUGAUGGUUCAACACUCAAGGAUCUGGAGACGUUGGCAGAGUAUGAUGUUCUUGAAAAAUGGUCGGAUGAGCAGUGGCGAGCUUUCAUGAAGGAGUGGAUGUCCGAUGCUCACCACAUCUCCAUAUUGGGCAAGCCAUCUCUGGAAUUGGCCACCAAGAUCAAGAGUGACCACGAAGCUCGCAUCGCCAAGCGCAAAGAGGAACUCGGGGCAGAUGGACUGCAAAAGCUCGCGCAAAGACUCGAAGAGGCCAAAAGCAAAAACGAUGCGCCAAUCCCGCCCGAGGUUAUUGAUCGCUGGGCUGUUCCCGGCACAGAGUCUAUUCACUUCAUAGAAUCUGAUACUGCUCGCUCCGGCAAUGCUAAGUCUGUUGGCCUGGGUCCCGGCAGGGCACAAGAGCUCAUCAAUGCUGCUUCGGAUGGCAAACUGCCGCUUUUCAUUCAGUUCGAGGAUGUACCCACAAACUUUGUCCACAUCACUAUUCACGUUGGCACAGCUCAAGUCCCUGUCCACCUCAAGCCACUCAUGGCAAUUUUUAGCGAUAAUUUCUUCAACACCCAUAUCAUACGAGAUGGGCAGCAGAUCAACUUUGAGCAAGUCGUCAUGGAGCUCGAGAGAGACAGCGUUGGCUACGAUAUUGGAAGCUCCCGACAGCUUGGCGACACAGAAGGAUACAUGGUUCAAUUCCAGGCGGAGCCCGAAAAGUAUGAUGCAGCCGUAAACUGGCUUCGUACCAUGAUGUUCGACUCCGUCUUUGACCCCGUCCGGAUCAAGGCUGCUGUUAUGAAGGCCUUGGCUGACAUCCCAGAGUCGAAACGUGACGGGCGCAGCAUGGCCGCUGAGGUGGACACAGCUAUUCAUAUGGAAAAGUCUACUCUUACCGUUGCCAGACGUGUUGUUGUCAAGGCAGUCUAUCUCAAGCGUCUCAAGAAGCUUUUGAAGAAGAAUCCCGACCAGGUUGUGGGGUGGUUCAACGAAAUCCGUAACUCUCUUUUCACAUUUGAGAAUAUGAGAGUCCUUGUCACGGCAGACUUGCAAAAGCUCCCCAACCCCAUCGCCACUUGGGAUGCACUCUCAACAGCGCUGAAGUCACAAAAUGGAUCUAUGGCUCCUAUUCCAAAGCCAUCGAGUCUUUUGAACGCCGAAGGAAAAGCCCCCGGUUCUGUGGGCGUCACCAUCGUCCCCAUGACAGCUCUUGACAGCUCUUUCUCCGUCAGCACUGCUCCUGGCCUCUCUUCGUUUUCAGAUCCCAGGCUGCCCGCCAUUGUAGUAGCAGUAGGAUAUCUCGAGACGGUAGAGGGACCGCUGUGGAAUGCCGUUCGUGGUGCCGGAUACGCCUACGGAACCUUCUUCACGCGCAAUGUUGAGAGUGGAGUCGUAUCCUUUAAAGUGUACCGCUCUCCGGACGCGUCCAAGGCCAUUAUUGCUUCACGGGAUGCUAUUCAGAAGAUUGCCAACGCCGACGUGCCAAUCGACAGGCACCUCCUCGAAGGCACCAUCAGCCAACUUGUGGUGGGCUUCGCAGAUGAGCAGUCCACUAUGCCUAGUGCUGCCCAGCAGAAUUUCGUCCAGAGCGUUUUCAAGGAGCUGCCCAAGGAUUGGAACAAGGUUAUUCUGAAGCGUGUUAGGGAAGUAACUGAGGACGAGAUUCGUCAAGCGCUCAAGGAUUUCAUCAUGCCCUGCUUUGAGCCGGGUAAGAGCAACAUCGUGAUUACGUGCGCUAAGCUGAUGCAAGAGGGUAUGGAAACUGCCUUCAAGGGAAUGGGCUACAAGGUUCAGACUCAUGAGCUAAGCCACUUCCACGAUGACUAUGGCUUAGAUACUGGUGAGGACGAAGACGAGGAUGAGGACGACGACGAAGAAGAUGAUGGAUUCGACGAUGAAGAGGGGAGCGAGGAGGACGAGGAUGAGGAUGAGGACUAG
Messenger RNA from Trichoderma aggressivum f. europaeum, 3162 nucleotides. RefSeq lists its product as uncharacterized. Bases 1 to 3162 code for a protein of 1053 amino acids. NCBI's taxonomy places the organism in Eukaryota, Fungi, Ascomycota, Sordariomycetes, Hypocreales, Hypocreaceae. The record is from RefSeq and is a predicted model, not a curated record. The transcript has 2 exons. Gene Ontology annotation, molecular function: metal ion binding.